AUGCCGUUGUUCGUUCAACCCCAACAAGUGGUUCUGGUCAUAUCACCCCUUAACGCGCUGGAAGAGGAUCAGGAGAUGAAGAAGGGCCGAGUUCAAGUCAUCGUGACAUCCCCGGAGAUGUGCCUCCAGCAUGCAAAAUUCAGGGAGCUUCUGAGUUCUCCGGAUUUUGCAGCAAAGAUUUGCAGCAUUGUCAUUGACGAAGCACAUUGCAUUUCACAGUGGGGCAAGGACUUUCGGCCGGAGUACGCUAAACUGGGUACACUGCGAUCCUUUGUCCCAGUCCAAGUCCCGUUCUUGGUCACAUCUGCAACGCUGCCUUUGCCUAUCCUAUCAGAAGUUCGCCACAAUGUCCACUUAGAGAAGGAGUACACGUACCAUGUUCAUUUAGGAACCGACCACCCAAAUAUUGCCUGGUUCACACGGACAAUGAAAGGCGGCAAGAAGGACCUGGAGUCCUUAGGUUCACUCCUGCUGGCAGAGAACAUGACGGUGCUCGAUGUUCCGCAGACACUUGUGUUCUUCGACGAAAUCAAUGUUGCAAUUGAGGCAUUGAAGCACCUAAGAAAGAGGUCAAGCCAUGUGUCUCAUCCGUAUAUCCAGGUGUACCACUCACGGAGGAGUCCUCGAGCCAAGAAGAAGCUUCUCAGUGUAAGGGCAACCUCAAGAUGGCCGACAGCGCAGGCCUAG
Molecule: messenger RNA, 687 nt
Organism: Pleurotus ostreatus (oyster mushroom)
Lineage: Eukaryota; Fungi; Basidiomycota; Agaricomycetes; Agaricales; Pleurotaceae
Exons: 2
Coding region: 1-687 (228 amino acids)
Biological process (GO): double-strand break repair via homologous recombination
Cellular component (GO): cytoplasm; nucleus; chromosome
Molecular function (GO): four-way junction helicase activity; ATP binding; nucleic acid binding
Source: RefSeq, a predicted model, not a curated record